AUGAGUACACCAGCUGAAAUCAUUAACUGUGCGGGAAAAGCAUCUAGUUUUGACUCUUCUUUUUAUUCUCUUGUAGGUUACCUCUUGCAAGAGGUCCUGGGCACGACAGUGAUCCCGUUAUGUGGGCCCGGUGAAAUGGAGAACUGCACAACGGCGCUGAUCCAGACAGAGAACAGUCCACGUGUGGCUCAAGUUGGAAUAACUAGAUGUAAGCCUGAAAUGAAGGACUACUGCUUCCAUGGACAGUGCGUGUACAUCGUGGACUUGGAUGAGCACUAUUGCAGGUGUGACGUAGGCUUCUCUGGUGUCCGGUGUGUGCAUUCAGAACUUGUCAGACAACCCCUCAGCAAGGAGUAUGUGGCACUGACGGUUAUCGUAGUCCUGCUGUUCCUCAUUGCCAUCUCCAUUGCCAGCUACUACAUCUGCAGAAGGUACCGAAACAAGAAGAGACAAACGAAUGCCGGCGAAUACAAAGAAGUUGGUGCUCUGUAG
Messenger RNA from Tauraco erythrolophus (red-crested turaco), 492 nucleotides. The record is from RefSeq and is a predicted model, not a curated record. Lineage: Eukaryota; Metazoa; Chordata; Aves; Musophagiformes; Musophagidae.